AUGGUAGUCAUCAAUGAUUUGACCCUCAACCAAGACUGCUCGUGUAUCUCGAUCUCUACCAAUGAGUAUCACAAGAUCUUUAACUGCGAGCCGUUUGGCGAGUUCUACACCUCCCAAUCCCUGCCCCAGCAGAAUGACCCAGACAGUGCCACCAGCAACGAUAGCAACCAGGAAAGGCCUGCCACCAACAGGAGAGACUCACUCAUUGUAACGGACUCUAGUGGGCCCAAGAACCCGACUGCUUUCCUCAAAAUGCUCUUCUCAACCUCCUUGACCAUCAUCAUCCCUCAGUCCACCACCAAGUUGGGCAACAGGCUCCUCAAGAUCUACAAUCUCAAGCAGAAUCUCAAGAUCUGCGAGUUGACGUUUCCUUCCUCCAUCGUCAACGUGCGAUUGAACCGCAAAAGACUCGUGGUGUUCCUUGAAAUCGGCCAAAUCUACGUGUAUGACUUGAGCUGUGUCCGCUUGAUCAAGGUGUUGGAGAUCAACACCUAUGGCGACUUGUCCUUGAGCGAUGAAAAGGCACCGAACAGCGAAUUGGUGGGAGAUUUGAGUCCGGAUGAUCAGUCCUACUUAUUACUUCCAGUCUCGAUGAUCAAUGAUCAAACCGACUUGUUCAACACCGAAAACGGUCGACCAGCAAGCACAAGUAGACCCGGCUCUCAGCCCUCUACCCCUGUGCUACAGCCAAGUGACUCCACCAUUCUAAGUUACUACUUGGACUCCCUCAUUGCAUUGACCCACAAGAACGAUGGCUCAAGCAUUAGCAAAAGAAUAGGGCAGGGAAUAACGCUUGAAGAUUUGAAGAAAGACAGCGACGGUUGGGUGUUGGUAUAUGACACCAUCAAGCUCAAACCAAAGUUGAUAUUCAAGGCCCAUAAUUCGGCCAUUGCCAAAAUCACCAUUUCUGGAAACAACCGAAGCAUAGCCACCGCCUCGGUCAAGGGUACGAUUAUCCGGGUGUUUCAGCUAGAGAUUAAUGAAGACAAAAUUGGCAUUUCCCAAGUGAUUAACUUGAGGCGGGGGCAUAACCUUGCCCGCAUCAAUACUUUGAGCUUCAACAGCGAUUGCACGAUAUUGGGGUGUGGGUCUGAGAGCAACACCAUACAUUUCUUCAAAUUAAACGAGGAGGGCCAGCAGCAUGUGGUAGAGUCAGACGAUGAGUCGGACGAGGAAUCAAGGUCUGAGGACUUGAACGAUAACUUGGCCAGUUUGUUGGUGGAACAAAGUACCCCCAAGGAGUCGGAAGAGCCUGCUUCGUAUUUCAGCUUUAACCUCAAGAAAACCUCAAAGCUCAUUAACAACCACUACACGAAAUCCAUAAUCAAGAGGCUCCCGUACAAGGACUACUUUGACAAUUUGAUCUGGGAGCCUCCUCGACGCUCAUUUGCAUAUAUCAAACUCCCCGAGUACACCCCUCCUCCUCCACACUCAGCAGCAUCAGAUAUCUCCAAAAAUAAGGUUGAGAUCGGGUUCAAUGCGAACUUGAUUCUCUUGGCCUCUUACCAGACUGGAACUUUCUACCAGUAUCAACUACCACCAGUGCCUGUCAAGGGCCAAAAGCACAAGCACAGGGAGGAUGACACCAGGCAGGAAUGCCUCUUGGUGAAUCAGUACUCAUUAGUGUAA
This is a messenger RNA of Suhomyces tanzawaensis NRRL Y-17324, 1629 nucleotides long. RefSeq lists its product as uncharacterized. Gene Ontology annotation, cellular component: cytosol; phagophore assembly site membrane; extrinsic component of membrane. NCBI's taxonomy places the organism in Eukaryota, Fungi, Ascomycota, Pichiomycetes, Serinales, Debaryomycetaceae. The transcript has a single exon. The record is from RefSeq and is a predicted model, not a curated record. Gene Ontology annotation, biological process: protein localization to phagophore assembly site; protein lipidation; autophagy of mitochondrion. Gene Ontology annotation, molecular function: phosphatidylinositol-3-phosphate binding; phosphatidylinositol-3,5-bisphosphate binding; protein binding. The coding region runs from base 1 to 1629 and encodes 542 amino acids.